Messenger RNA from Cryptomeria japonica (Japanese cedar), 1582 nucleotides. RefSeq names its product putative L-type lectin-domain containing receptor kinase V.2. Lineage: Eukaryota; Viridiplantae; Streptophyta; Pinopsida; Cupressales; Cupressaceae. The transcript has 5 exons. Gene Ontology annotation, molecular function: protein kinase activity; ATP binding. The coding region runs from base 590 to 1066 and encodes 158 amino acids. Gene Ontology annotation, biological process: protein phosphorylation. The record is from RefSeq and is a predicted model, not a curated record.
ACGAGGACAAUAACAGCCGUGGAAUAGAGCAGUACCAAUCCAUGGAUACAGAGUGUAAGCUAAUAAUUCUGAUACAGUCUUUUAUUAAUUUGGUUCAGUUUAAUCACUCAUGAGUUUUGAAUUUAUAAACAGGUGAGAUGGAGCACAGCUGGAGAAGAGAGCUGAAUGGAUCAGGGUCAGGCACUGUUUCUUCUCAGGGACAAGAUGACUGUAAUGACAUAAAUGGGUACAAACAACUGGAAAUGCCAACUAUAGUUAGGUGGCGGCCAAAAGAUUUCCCUCAUCUAAAAGUACAAAUGUGGGUGAAGGACAUUCAACCAUUUCAAACUGAGUUCAAACCCAACGAAUUGAAAAUGGCAACAAAAGGGUUUAGUCAAUUAAUUGGAAAAGGGAGUUCCGCGUCUGUUUUUUCUGGAAUUCUGUCUGAUGGAAGACGAGUGGCAGUAAAGAUCAUGAGAACUGGUCUAGACGAAAGAGUGUGGAUGAACGAGCUGAGCAUUCUAAGCAAGCUACGCCAUCGAAACAUCAUGGAGUUGGUGGGAUAUUGCUUUGAACAAGAUUUGAUGUUAGUGUUCGACUCUUCGAGUAUAUGUCACGAGACCUGCACAGCGUUAUUUGUGGAGAAGAUGACAUGAUUAUUGACUGGCCAACAAGACAAAAUAUUAUAUUGGACAUAAUAAGGGGAGUCUCAUAUCUUCAAGAGGGUGCAAAUGAGUGUAUAGCACACAGAGACAUUAAACCCACGAACAUUCUUCUGGAUGAAAAUUUGAAUGCCAAGAUUGGUGAUUUUGGCCUUGCUCGAAUACUGCAACCUGGUGAUGCCAAAUAUGCCAACAAGGAGAUUUCAACAGAUGGAAGGGUUUUUCUUAAGGAUAUAUAUAAUUUUCCAAGCUAUGAAACGUGUUCUAUAUUCGGAACAUGCGGUUAUGUAGAUCCCGAGUCUCGUCAAACUUUAAUUGUUACUCUGAAGACAGACAUAUACAGCUUUGGAGUGCUGCUGUUAAAUGUCGUAUCCGGCAGACCAGCUAUGGGCAUUGAAGUUACUUGGAGAGGAUCGCCUUACUGAGCUAAUAGACCCUCGAUUACUCGACAGAGAGGGUUUAAUUAAUUCAAGCACAAUAUUAAGAACAAUCAAAAUAGCUCUUUCUUGCAUUGAAUUCGAUUCUGAAAGGCGCCCAUCAGUUUCACAAGUGUUAAAGAUGCUCUCCUCAGAAGAAGAAAUUUCAAUUCCCACCUCACCACUCCUCAAAAGAUGAGAUUUCCAUUUGCAAUUCAUCUUGAUCUAGGAACUCUUCUAUUACUGAAUCCUCUAUAGCUGACUACCAUUCCUCAGAAGAGGAGAUUCCUAUUGCCUCCCCCACCAGUUAAAUCCGCUGUUGCUAAUGACAAUUCCUUAGUUACGAAAAAUGAAGGAUCGGAUAGGAAAUGGUCAGGUGCAUCUCUUAUAACAUUAAGAAUUCUGUGUAUUUUUUCACUUGUAAGCUUCAUUUGCCUUUUUAGAAUCUUUACAAAUGUAUCUCCUCUGUAAUCCAGUUUUCAAUGAAGUGGGCACAUUGCAAAGAUUUAAAUAGAGAUUCGCUUA